Medicago truncatula (barrel medic) is the source of this 866-nucleotide messenger RNA. RefSeq lists its product as uncharacterized. Bases 5 to 652 code for a protein of 215 amino acids. The record is from RefSeq and is a predicted model, not a curated record. The transcript has a single exon. NCBI's taxonomy places the organism in Eukaryota, Viridiplantae, Streptophyta, Magnoliopsida, Fabales, Fabaceae.
UAGCAUGAACCAAAACUAUACAUACACCCACUCUCUCAUAAUAUUUCUAUCCACCACCUGCUCCUUUAAUCACACAAAAAUGUUCACUCCAUCUCUUCAAAUUUUCUCACUAAAAUCAUCAUCAUCAUCAUCUUCAAAUUUAACCUCAAUCAAACUCAAAAGAAUUAUCCACACCCUCUUAGUUUCACACUUGUGUAGAAUAAUUCGUGCACUAUCCAAAGUCAAAGAUUUUAUAGUUGAGAUUCUCAAAGACGACAACAACUCAACCAUCAACUUCACUUAUUACCCUUCCUCUCACAAAAAACGUAACAACAUAAGAAAAAAGAUCAUUUUAGGUUCCUUUAGACUUCAUUAUAAUUGGUGUUCUUCAAAAUCUUCUCAUGUUUUGCCGGUUCCGGAACGGGUUUAUGAAGGUUUGUUUGAUACUUCAGAGCAGCCAAAAAGUGAGGAUUGUCCUGACUCACAUCUUGCAGGAUAUUUACAGUGGCUUGAGGAGAAGAAGAUUCAAGAGGGUACAAAAGAGAAAGAGAUUGUUAAUGAGAAUAUUGAUAUGUUAGCUGAAAUGUUUAUUGCUAAUUGUCAUGAGAAGUUCAAGUUGGAAAAACAAGAAUCUGAUAGGAAGUAUCAAGAAAUGCUUGCUAGAAGCAUUUAAACAAUUAAGAGAUGUAAUUUUAUUUUAUUUAUGUAAUUUUCUUUAGUAACUUCACUACUUGAUCAGUUGUAGGUUUGUAGCUUGUGCAUUUUCCCACAAUCAAAUUCAGUUUGGUAUAAUUAAUUACUUGGGAAAAAUUAUCUUUAGGAGUGUAUUAAUUGGAAUAUUGGUGGAUUUUAUUUAUGGUCAUAUAUAUUUGCCUUUUUCUUUCUUA